This is a messenger RNA of Lethenteron reissneri (Far Eastern brook lamprey), 1301 nucleotides long. Its product is annotated as T-cell acute lymphocytic leukemia protein 1-like. The record is from RefSeq and is a predicted model, not a curated record. NCBI's taxonomy places the organism in Eukaryota, Metazoa, Chordata, Hyperoartia, Petromyzontiformes, Petromyzontidae. Gene Ontology annotation, biological process: regulation of transcription by RNA polymerase II. Gene Ontology annotation, molecular function: DNA-binding transcription factor activity, RNA polymerase II-specific; protein dimerization activity; RNA polymerase II cis-regulatory region sequence-specific DNA binding.
CCUCAAUCAAUCCAUCCAUCCCCGCUCUCUGCCUCCCUCCACACCCCCAUAAAUCCCUCACUGCAUCCAUCCCUCCCCACAUCCCUUCCUCCUUGCCAUCCCUUCCAACCCCCUUACCUCCACCCCAGCCUUCCGCAACACCCCCCCCUCCACCACCACCACUCACGCCGCCAGGAAAUGGAAACCACUCCACCACCACCACCACCGCCCCUGUCCGUGCCAGCGAGCGGAGGCGCGGAGCGAGAGUCACGCAGCAGCGUCUCUCCCCAGGGACCCCCCGCAGCCUCGGCGGGGGGCGGAGAAGCGACCGCGGGAGGAGCGGGAGGAGGAGGAGGAGGAUCGGUAGCCAGGGAGACGGCACCACUGCGCUCCCACGCUCACUCCAUAAGUAGGGGGGGCGCCAGACCCGACGCGUUCAGCCCCGCGGAGCUCGGAUCACCGCUCGCGGAGCAGCAGCCGCCGGCCGAGAAUCAUCAUCACCAUCACCACCACCAUCAUCACCAUCAUCACAAUCAUCGCGGACAUCAGCAUCAUCAGCAGCAGCAGCAUCAGCAGCAGCAGCAGCGAGCGAUGCCGAUGCCGACUGUGGCGUCGAGUUUGUCACCGCUGGUGCCCGCUACCCACGCGACCAUGCUCUACCCCGGCGUGCCAGCUCCUUACUCUGAGCACGCCCUUGGGCUGGACAGCGGAUUCGGUCCUGCCCAGCCAACCUUCACAGUGCUGCAGCCAAACGGACUGAAGAGGAGACCCGCUCCCUAUGACCUGGAGUACAACGAGGGUCCCAUCGUGAAAACCCCGCGGCGAAUCUUCACCAACAGCCGCGAGCGAUGGCGUCAGCAGAACGUGAACGGCGCGUUCGCCGACCUGCGCAAGCUCAUCCCGACUCACCCGCCCGACAAGAAGCUGAGCAAGAACGAGAUCCUGAGACUCGCCAUGCGCUACAUCACAUUCCUCGACCGCCUCCUGCGCGACCAGACCGCGGGCCAAACCGGGCCCUCCAUCGCGCACGGGUCCGGGAACGGCCUGAUGACGAUGGGUGGCGGCGGAGGGAUCAACCAGAUCACCUCCACCACCUCCUCCUCGCCACCGCCGCCGCCGCUGCAGCCGGGAUCGAACCGGGACGUGCGCGGCUCGAUGGUGGAUGACGCGGCGGCUGCGGCUGCGGGGAGGGACGACGAAGCGUCGGAGGACGUGGCGUCGCCCUGGUCGAGCUGCGGCAGCUGCUGCGACGGUGGGACGGGGUCGCCGGGGAGUUUGUGCGACGAGAGGAGUCAGCAUCAACACCAGCGGUGACCUUCUCC